Molecule: messenger RNA, 711 nt
Organism: Pipra filicauda (Wire-tailed manakin)
Lineage: Eukaryota; Metazoa; Chordata; Aves; Passeriformes; Pipridae
Gene: TNFSF8
Product: TNF superfamily member 8
Exons: 4
Coding region: 1-711 (236 amino acids)
Biological process (GO): CD8-positive, alpha-beta T cell differentiation; immune response
Cellular component (GO): membrane
Molecular function (GO): tumor necrosis factor receptor binding
Source: RefSeq, a predicted model, not a curated record
AUGUGCCAGGCACAGGAGCAAACAGUUGUUCAGGUGAGGGACUCGCGUGAAUCAGCCAUGCAUGGCAAUGAAGACGCUGUUUCGAGGAGGCUCGGGGGCACCAGCAGAAUCUAUUUGUAUUUCAUCAUCGCCACCCUCGUGGCAUUGCUCGUCUUUGCAUUGGCCACCAUCAUGAUCCUGGUGGUUCAGAGGACGGCACCUGAUCCUGCCAUGGAGGGCAUCAAAAAACCCAUCAGGACGGGGAACACCUUUGAAGACUAUUCCAGAAUCCUACAGCGUGUCCCAACCAAGGGAGCUGCUGCCUACAUGAGAGUGGCCAGCCCAGGGAACAGUUCCAAGCUGAGCCUGGUGGACAAGGGGAUUUGUGAGGACAUCCAGUGCAGGAAUGAAGAGCUGGUGAUAAAGGAACAAGGUGUCUACUUGAUCUACUGCCACUUGAACUUCCACCUCCCCAACUGUUCCAAAAGCCCCACUGACCUCAAGAUAGAGCUCCUUGUGAACGACAGGGUGGACAGGCAGACGUUGUCCACGUGGUGUGAGUCAGAAAGGUGCCAAGGGAAGGCUUUUAAGACCUUGUUCCAGCUCCAUUUGACACACCUGAAGGUGGAGGACCGAAUAUCAGUGGCACUUAAUCAUCCUCAGUUCCUGAAUGAAGAUUCCCUUCCCAACGAGAACGUCCUGGGGGUGCUGAUGUACAGCGACCAGAUGUGA